CCUGGGUGAGAUGCGCCUUCAGCGAGAUGAACUUGACCGCCAGUCCGGCUCCUUUGGAAGCGACGCCAGCCAAGCGCACAAGAAGUGCCAGCAAUGUGACCGCCAGAGUUUCGAGAUCUCAAAGCGGGAAGUCGGGUAUUUCGACGCCCACAAAGAUUCCCGCGGUGGAGUCCGUGGAUCUCACAGCCAUUGAUGAUGACCAGGAUGCGGACAUCACUGGGCCACCGCCGCAGGUCAAGGAGAACUGGAUGGAUAGCUUUGCGCCGGCCAACAGCGAAGAUUUGGCCGUGCAUCCCAAGAAGGUCGGAGAACUUCGCGAUUGGCUGCGUCACUGUGAAGCGGUGCGAAAGAAGUUCCCCGCGCAAAUUUGCCUGCUCACCGGACCAACUGGAGCUGGGAAAACCGCCACGUUGCGUUGCCUGGCCCAGGAGUUUGGCUACCAGCUGCAGGAGUGGAUCAAUCCGGUGGAUUGCGAGGUGGUCAACGCUCUGGGCGAUCAGCCAAGUGGUGCCGCCUAUGUGGGCUCCCAUCUGGAGGCCUUCAAGAGCUUCCUGCUGCGCGCCUCGCGUUACAAAUCCCUGCUGGACUCGCACAACAAGCGAUUGCUUCUUGUCGAGGACUUUCCCAACGUCCUGCUCAGCGACAAGGAGGCCAACUUUGAGGAGUUACUAGGGGAAUACUCAACCUAUGGAAAGUCCCCGCUGGUAUUCAUCGUGGCCGAUGCCAAAUCCCGGGGCUUAAACAUUAGCUACCGCCUUUUUCCCGAUCAACUGAAAGCCAAAUAUCGCAUUGAGCACAUCAGCUUCAAUUCUAUUGCAUCGACAAUUAUGCAAAAGUCCAUGAAAGCCUUCUGCUCCGUAAUGCAGCAGCCGCAAAAUAAAGCAACUUACAAGUUGCCCUCGUCCACUGUUGUUGACUCAAUAGUUGUAGGCGCCCAGGGCGACAUAAGAAAUGCAUUGAUCAAUCUGCAUCUCAGUUCCUUGAAAGGAGUUCCCAGCAUGCCCACCAAACAGUUGAAUGUCAGUGUAGCAGCCACCAAAGGACGCAAAAAGAAGAUGCAGAGCACUCUUAAGUCAAUUGGUAGAGAUGAAUCCAUUACCUUGAUGCACGCUUUGGGAAGGGUGCUGAAUCCCAAGUUUAAUGAGGACAAAAGCAUGCUGCAUAGCCCCGAGGAAUUAACCGAAGCGUUUAAUACAGAGCCAAGGAAUUUCGUGAACUUUAUACAUGCCAAUUAUCUGCCACAUUUUAAGGAGAUCGACGAAGUUGUUCUCGCCAUAAAUGACUUGGGUCUGUCAGAUACCAUGCUCAAUGAGUAUCGUGAUGACGCCUUGUCCGUGAUGGGUCUCAACAUCGCCAUCAGGGGCGUUAUGCUGGCCAAUAGCUCCCCUGUCAGCGGUUGGAUGCCAGUUAGAGGACCCAAGCGAAUUAAUAUACAGCCACAGGCGACUGUGGCUGAACAGAGACUGGUUGGUGUGGGUUACGCGGGCAUUUCCAGGACGCUUUACGCCACCGAAUAUAGUUCUUUGGUGAAGUGCAUAGCUGGAAAGAUUUCGGAGGACAAACCAAACCAAAGCAUGGACUCUAUUUAA
Molecule: messenger RNA, 1589 nt
Organism: Drosophila takahashii
Lineage: Eukaryota; Metazoa; Arthropoda; Insecta; Diptera; Drosophilidae
Gene: Rad17
Product: Rad17 checkpoint clamp loader component
Biological process (GO): DNA repair; mitotic DNA replication checkpoint signaling; DNA damage checkpoint signaling
Molecular function (GO): chromatin binding; DNA clamp loader activity
Source: RefSeq, a predicted model, not a curated record